This is a messenger RNA of Haliotis rubra (blacklip abalone), 3593 nucleotides long. RefSeq lists its product as uncharacterized. Gene Ontology annotation, molecular function: DNA-binding transcription factor activity, RNA polymerase II-specific; RNA polymerase II cis-regulatory region sequence-specific DNA binding. The record is from RefSeq and is a predicted model, not a curated record. Gene Ontology annotation, cellular component: nucleus. Bases 859 to 1749 code for a protein of 296 amino acids. Gene Ontology annotation, biological process: regulation of transcription by RNA polymerase II. The transcript is spliced from 4 exons. Lineage: Eukaryota; Metazoa; Mollusca; Gastropoda; Lepetellida; Haliotidae.
CAAAUCUAGUGCAGAGUCAGUCCAUGUGUUGUCAUCUCGGAGAUAUGUUUGGCAGCCUGACCAAACGACGGUGGUCUCCGUCGGAAUACAUGUGCGCUUGUAUAUGAAACCACAGUAAAAUGGAAUGAUACAGUUUUAUCCGGGAAUACCUAGUAUUUCACACACCGUCCAGGGAUCUGUUUGAGGGCUCUUCCUUAUAUUAAUUACAGGAAUUGUUAUCAAGGCCUGGUGAGAUUCGUGGAAGCCGAUCUCAUGUCGCAGGUGGCUGUCGUGUCUUAGCGAUAGUCACCAAAAUAUUACACAACAUGCUCAAACAAAGGGGAGUAAAUAUAUAUGUACCAGAAUUUACAGCUGGACUGCAUAUAUUGGUAGAUACAAUACGGUACUUAUUUCGAGUGCCACACCUGGUAAAACCAGACGAAAAUAGUAACUUAGGCAAUCUGACCCAUAUGAAUACGUCACCCAACAGCCUCUAUUUGGCGCCAAGAGCACAGGAUCAGUACCAACCAAUAGUUUUACUGUUCAAGGCGACGUUAUCAAAUUGCUUUCACGCGAGUACCAGCUCUUUACUGUUAUGUUGCCAAGGCUCAUUUGCAUUGUCACGUGACAAAUCCGAUUGGAUGAUAAGUCACGUGCCCGCGUGCCCCAAUGCAGUGAUGUUUUUACUAUGAAUACUCGUAAUAGCUUGCCCCUGCUGUCAAAGCCCGACACAGCACAGGUGAAGUCACUCCCUCCCGCAGUUCGGUUUCCGCCUGUGUAUAUUUCAGCAAGCGAGCACGAGUUGACCGGAGUCCUUCUCGGUGGUAUAUUUCAUUCUCACGGACGGUUGUACAUUACACCACGAACAUCAAACAAAAUAUGCUCGCCGAUCGCGACGAUGAGGCUCGAUUGCAAUUGGCAACUCAGGUUUCCAUGGAGACACAGCAGAUGACUCCAUUAAUCAAGGAGGAGCUACGUCUGUCAAUCAUAAAGAAACGGCACGCGAGUGGUCAAGAAGACAUAAAGGUUGAAUUCAAAGAGGCAGAGAAGCAUGAGCUCACGGCACAUGAGAAACUGAAACGCGAGAGGCGGAAGGAGCAGAACAGAAGAGCCGCUCGUAGAUGUCGUGAGAAGAAGAAGUUGCAACAAUGCGGGAAAAGCCAGUUUUUCACGGACAUCAUUGACCAGAACAGUCAGCUUCACGCGCAGGUGAAGCGGCUCCGCAAGGAGAAGACCAGCCUCGAGGACAUACUCCAUGACCAUAUCUCGUCUGGCUGCUGUCGCCAGGUCAAACUGGAAAUCGAGGCUGACGCCGUAAACCCUAUCAUCAACGCUGCCUCUACCGUGCGCCCAGAUGGGGUUUACGGAAACGUAGGGACUGUUCCUGUUGUAAACGAAGGACCGCCUGAAAACGCUCUACCGUCGUUUUCCGAGACUUUCCUGGAAGCCGUUUCUCCAACAUCAGGAAACCAAGAUAUCUUCCAGUUCGCUUCCGCUAUUCCAGACAUGCGCACUGACAAUGUAACAACCAGAACAUGGUCUGGUGCCUCUGAUGACGUUACCCCUUCGGACACUCUACCGGAAGCCAUCUUCGACGCAAUGGAUCCUUCGGCCAAUGACGACGUGUUUUACGACAACGACCAGUUUGUGGCAAAGAAGACGACAGAUGCGACCCUAACUGAUCUGAUGGACACGUGGACCCAGGACCAGUUCAUCCUACAAGGGGAUACGUUCAUGGAUCUGAAUUCAUUAGAUCCGAACGAGCCGUGAGAAUCUUCGCAACGACCACAACGACCACUACCACACAGUGAACAGCCAACGACCAGACGUCGGGACACUCCUUGUCCGCUACUUCCCCAAUACACACACUUCCGGGGUACAGACUUCAAGUGUUCAGCCACCAACUCUCUCUCUGUUCCAUGUUGAUAACUUCCAUUUGUGAUACAACACCUUACGGCGUUUGUUAUAUAUAUUGACAAUACAUCACAAUGGAUUCAUAUGUUUUUCCAAGACGGACACGAAUGGUGUUAUCAGCAAUGGGAAGAGGUAUUCUGGGUUAAAACAAUCGAUUACCUACUGUAUCAUACAAGCGGUAACGUACAAUUGUUUCAAAGAGUCAGUUUCAAGCCAUCAACAAAUUGACAUUUAACAAGGCGAAGUUUACAACAAUUUUUGUUCUUUCUCAACCCUAUAUCGCGAGUCGCGCUUUUGUAAAUAUUAUUCCCUUGAAAAUCGCCCAUUCUUGACAAAUCCAUUCCAUUCACAAUUGUUAUUCUCGCCUACAUUAAUCAGCAUUCAUCCGAUCUGAUAGUUCGUAUGGGUCACAGCGCACAAAUUCUAAAUACAGGUAAAUCAAAGCAUUUCUUGGUUUUCAUUUGUGCACGUUUAAAACAUCACCGCUACCAAACAGCCAGUAUUUACAUCGCCAUAAGUCAAAACAGUUCACAAAACCAUUCCGAACUAAAAUUCACUCCAUGUCAAGUAUCAACACUGCAUAUUUCCUGUACCACGCAGUAUGUAUAUUACAGGCCGCUUUACACUAAGGUGGUGUCGAUGUGACUGGGACUUUUUGUAAAGAAAUCGUUCAAGAGCAAAAUGAAAAAACGAGGGCAAUUUUUUGUUUUGAGGCUUUUUACCCAGAACAAUAAAUUGUUCGUUUCACAAUUUGGAUGUUCUGAAAAAUAUGUGUUGUCAAAACUAAACUAUUGAAAUGCCAGGCCCAGCUGUAGGCGGCCCUGUAGUGCUGUAUCGUCAUCAGAUGUAUGUGAUAUGUAUCGCAUAUAUCCUAUAUGUGUACAUAGGCUUUGUAAUCAGUGUAAUGUGAGAUGUCGAUAUGUUGUAAACUACACAAGAAGAUACCCGAAAUGUGUUCAACCAUAGAUUCAACUUCAUUUCACUUUUCUAAACACCGUCUUUUGAGAAUAAAUCGUAUAUUGAAUAUAAUAAUCCAUGUAUCAAGAUCUCAAAAACGAAAUGUGUUCAUUUUUAUAUGUAUUCACAACACUACUAGUCGUCAGCAUAUUGAACGUUUCAUCCCGAUUUCAAAACCAAUCAAACUUUGUAAUAAUAAGUUAGUGAGGUUUCCAUUAUGUUGUGUUGAGCGAACGACAACGAUUAACAUACCAUAUAGCAUUCGUGAUCAAUAUUGUACCAAGUGAUUAAUAUUGUACCAAGUGAUGAAUAUUGUACCAAGUGAUGAAUGCAACCCAUCGUCUUGAGGGUAAUCCGUAGCACUAGUCCCGUUUGCAACAUGGAAAAUGUGGAUUUUGUCUAUGAAAUCUUUAUGCAAUGUAAUUUCAAUGGGAAUUAUUUUAGAUAUAAUUUUUGUAUAUGCAGAUAUAUUUACAACAAUCUCAUGCGAAUAUCCACGAUGAAGUGACCGGCUAUUUAUUGUAUAUUGUUUAGUAUUUUGUCACAAUGAUUUUGCUUCCUAAAUGUAUUGAUAUUGUCUUCACCAAGUGCUCUGUCGCUGUAUAUUUCAUUAGUGUAAGCUUUACAAAUCUGUCUAUAUUUGUUUUACAAAUCAAUAUCUCAUUUCCAUUUUUUGUUUUAAAUUUUAUGAAAUGGUAAAUAUUUUCUUACCAGCAUUAAAAAUAAAAUUUGGAAAAUACAGA